Messenger RNA from Penicillium expansum, 1299 nucleotides. Its product is annotated as Carboxylesterase, type B. Gene Ontology annotation, molecular function: carboxylic ester hydrolase activity. The transcript has a single exon. The record is from RefSeq and is a predicted model, not a curated record. The coding region runs from base 1 to 1299 and encodes 432 amino acids. NCBI's taxonomy places the organism in Eukaryota, Fungi, Ascomycota, Eurotiomycetes, Eurotiales, Aspergillaceae.
AUGGGUCAACCUACAAUUGGAGUUAGCUUCAAUUACCGACUUUCUGGAUUUGGAUUCCUACAAGGCCGUGCGGUCAAUGAGUCUGGUGCCGCAAACAUUGGUCUCUAUGACCAACGACUUGCUCUUCAUUGGAUCCAAGAGAACAUCAUGGCAUUCGGUGGAGACCCGUCCAGAGUCACAAUCCAAGGAGAAUCGGCCGGUGCUGUAUCAGUUGGACACCACUUCCUCGCAUAUGGAGGACGCGACGACGGGCUGUUUCAUGCAGGUAUUGCUGAAAGUGGCGGGCCUCUCACCACAAGAGCUUUGAUCUCUCUGGAUGAACAGGAUGUCCUUUAUAACCGCGUCCUCAACUCGACCAACUGCACUGGUGAAGAUGAUACACUCCAAUGCCUUCGCUCCGUACCAGUAGACGCUUUGAAGGCUGCCUUUGAAGGUGUUGGCUUCUAUCCCGUCAUGGAUGGCGGGAUUAUCACGAAUACCCCCUCCAUCGCUCUGAGGGAUGGCCGCUUUGUGAAGCGUCCGCUUCUUAUCGGAGCGAAUACAAAUGAAGGAGCUGCAUUCUCGUACAGCAGAGGCCGUGGGCUGAACACUUCAGCCGACUUCCGCAAUAUGAUUGUUCAGUAUAGUGGGAACAAGGUUAUCAAAAACAGUACUCUUGAAUAUCUUGUUGAUCAAUAUCUCAACAGACUGUCCCCCAAAGUGGCCCAGGCUCAACUAGGGUCUGUUCUCUUAUCUCCAAGUCCUGAAUUUGGUCGUCUCUGGGGAAAAGUGACACUUUACGCGGGAGAUUAUCAGUUCAAUGCUGGUAGACGUUACACCACGCAGAAAUGGGCUCAAUACGGCGUUCCUUCGUAUAGCUAUCGCUUUGAUGCUGUGCCUAAUGGUAUACCACCUGAGACCCUGGGGGCCACACACUUCCAGGAAGUUUCCUUCGUUUUCAAAAAUUUUGAUGGCGUCGGGUAUCAGGUCAAUCCACUGGAAUCAAACUCCACGGAACUUCAGCAGAGAUACCAUGAUCUGAGCACGCUCAUGAGUCAAAUGUGGCUGAACUUUGCAAAUAAACUGACCCCAAAUGGUCACCAAAGUAAGCUUACACUCACCCCCAACAACCCUUUUGUUGCAGACUAUUUUGCUAACUUCACAAUAGAUUUGAAAGCAAACGUGACCUGGCCCGUUUAUAGGAAUGGAAAUGGAACAAACAUCGUGUUCCACUUGAAUGGUACCUAUCUGGAGCCUGAUAACUGGAGGGCAAAUGCUAUUAGACGCCUGAUUGGUUCCUUACACGAGUUCAAGCUUUAA